AUGCGGCUGGGAGGGACCGAGCACAGGGCUUCACUUCCUCCACCGGCUAAGAGUGGACCCGACAACUCAGAUUUCCAAACCUGGGACCUGCUGUCCGGCGCCAUCGCCGACUACAAGUUUAUGAGCUUCAAGCAUCGCGGCUGUUUCAGCGACGUCGCUCAGUGCAGAGUGAUGGAUAUCAAUGACACCAUGGCUAUCAAGAUCUUGAAGAAGAAGACCAGGGACUCCCAGCAGCCCAGCAGAGAGCUGGCCAUUCUGAGAAAGCUCCGACGUGUUGAUCCCGUCCACGUCGUUCGCUUCUACGAGAGCCUUCAACACAAAGGGCACACUUGUCUAGUUUUUGAAAUGCUGGACAAGAAUCUUCUUGAGCUGUUGAAGGAGAGACAUGGAGAACCUCUCUCACUUCCUGUCAUCAGACCCAUCACACAGCAGCUGCUCUCUGCACUGGACUAUCUGAAGACUGCCGACAUCGUUCACACCAACAUCCAACCGCAAAAUGUGAUGUUGGUGAAGCAGGAAGACCAGCAGCCCGUCGGAGUCAAGCUCAUUGGCUUUGGCUCAGCCGUCCAAACUGCUGAAGUCAAGUCCAGCUCUGUCGUGCAGCCUGCUGGAUACAGGUCUCCUGAUGCCAUUCUGGGCCUUCCCGUCUCCCCGGCAGUAGACAUGUGGUCUGUGGGUGCUGUUCUGACCACCAUGUACCUCGGCAGCCCGCUGUUCCCUCAGAGGUGUCAGUAUCACCUGAUGAAAACUCUGGUGGAGACUCUGGGUCAGCCGGAGGAUGAGCUGCUGAGUGGCGGCACCAACACUCUGCUCUACUUCAACACCACAGAACACACAUGGACGCUGAAGACACCUGACGAGUACAAAGUCACGACUGGCUUCAUGCCUCAAAUUCUGAGAGGCAGCUCAAGCAGGUUCAACAGUCUGUCUGAGCUGGUGGAGCUGUAUCCAGAUGUGGACACUCGUGACAAGAUGGCGUUUGUCAGCCUCCUGAGGAAGAUGCUGCAUCUGAACCCUCAGAAACGAAUCUCACCAACUGAUGCUCUCAAGCACUGGUUUCUGAGCGGCAGCAAAGAGGACCAGAGUGACAGCAGCUCUCAUGACACGGUCUCCGUUUCCUCUGUGAGCGUCCCUCCAGUGGCAACACCAGCAGAGGAAGGCCACACCUCAGCAAGCCUCAACGAACACUCAGCUGCCAGCUGCUCAGGUGUUGAAAGUGUAGCUGCUGUUUGCUGUAAAGAUGAAGCCUCAGAUGAAGCUGCUGCCACCACUGACUGUGUGGAUCCAACCUCAGUUGUCACUGACCUGAAUGACGCUGUUCCAGCUGAUCAAGGUCCAGCUGAAGUGUCCACUACUGCUGAGCUUUCUGCUCAAGUGACGGCUGACACUCAUGAGACCAGAAAGGCUCCAAGGAGGCUUCUGAAAAGAGUCCGACGGUUCUUUGGCAGAGUGUUCAGAACUCUGUGCUGUUGUUGCUCCGCACCAGCUACAGAAUAA
Molecule: messenger RNA, 1497 nt
Organism: Stegastes partitus (bicolor damselfish)
Lineage: Eukaryota; Metazoa; Chordata; Actinopteri; Pomacentridae
Product: homeodomain-interacting protein kinase 1-like
Exons: 9
Coding region: 1-1497 (498 amino acids)
Biological process (GO): peptidyl-threonine phosphorylation; peptidyl-serine phosphorylation
Cellular component (GO): cytoplasm; nucleus
Molecular function (GO): protein tyrosine kinase activity; ATP binding; protein serine/threonine kinase activity
Source: RefSeq, a predicted model, not a curated record